Xiphophorus couchianus (Monterrey platyfish) is the source of this 3173-nucleotide messenger RNA. RefSeq names its product cryptochrome DASH (gene cry-dash). Lineage: Eukaryota; Metazoa; Chordata; Actinopteri; Cyprinodontiformes; Poeciliidae. Gene Ontology annotation, biological process: photoreactive repair. The transcript has 14 exons. Gene Ontology annotation, molecular function: damaged DNA binding; deoxyribodipyrimidine photo-lyase activity; FAD binding. The coding region runs from base 132 to 1697 and encodes 521 amino acids. The record is from RefSeq and is a predicted model, not a curated record.
AAACGUGACCGUGAACGCAACAGCAGCCGCAGCAACACAGAGACGUAUCACACGGACGAAGCUCUUCCAGUCAGCCUGGAGUUUUAUUACUUUUCAUUUAAAACUUCUGUUCAUCUGUAAACUAAACUACAAUGUCAGCCUCUCGUACUGUAAUAUGUUUACUGAGAAACGACCUGCGACUUCACGACAAUGAGGUCCUCCACUGGGCUCAGAGAAAUGCCGAACGCAUAGUCCCUCUGUACUGCUUCGACCCCAGACAUUAUGUGGGCACGUACAACUUCAACCUGCCAAAGACGGGACCUUUCCGUCUGCGCUUCUUACUGGAGAGCGUCCGAGACCUCAGAAACACGCUUCUCAGCAAGGGCAGCAAUCUGGUGGUGAGGAAGGGUAAGCCGGAGGAGGUGGUCGCUGACCUUAUCAAGCAGCUCGGCUCCGUUAGCAGCGUGGCUUUCCAUGAAGAGGUUGCCUCUGAAGAGCUGAACGUGGAGAAAAAGGUGAAGGAAGUCUGUGCUCAGCUGAACGUGAAAGUUCACACCUGCUGGGGCUCCACGCUGUUCCACAGAGAAGACCUGCCAUUCCACCACAUAUCCAGGCUGCCUGAUGUGUACACUGAGUUCAGAAAGACGGUGGAGAGCCAGAGCAGGGUGAGGCCUGUGCUGCUAACCCCCGAGAGGCUGAAUCCCCUUCCCCCGGGGAUGGAAGAAGGAGCCAUUCCCACAGCGGAGGACCUUCAGCAGACUGAGCCGGUGACUGAUCCGCGCUCAGCUUUCCCUUGCACUGGUGGAGAAAGUAGUGCCCUUGCAAGACUCAAACACUAUUUUUGGGACACUGAUGCUGUGGCGACUUACAAAGAAACUCGUAACGGCUUGAUCGGGGUGGAUUACUCAACUAAAUUUUCACCAUGGCUGGCUUUGGGAUGCAUUUCUCCGAGGUAUAUUUACCAUCAGAUCAAAAAGUAUGAGAGGGAGCGGACAGCGAAUCAGAGCACCUACUGGGUCAUUUUUGAGCUCUUGUGGAGGGACUACUUCAAGUUUGUGGGCAUUAAGUACGGAAACAAAAUGUUUCAGGUCAAAGGGCUUCAAGGAAAGUCUGUUCCAUGGAAGAUGGAUACGAAGCUGUUUGAUGCAUGGAAAGAGGGCCGUACAGGGGUGCCCUUUGUAGACGCUAACAUGAGAGAGCUGGCGCUGACAGGCUUCAUGUCCAACAGGGGGCGACAAAACGUUGCAAGCUUCCUUACAAAGGAUCUGGGCCUUGACUGGAGACUUGGAGCUGAGUGGUUUGAAUAUCUGCUGAUUGAUCAUGAUGUCUGCAGCAAUUAUGGGAACUGGCUGUACAGCGCUGGCAUAGGAAAUGACCCCAGAGAAAACAGGAAGUUCAACAUGAUCAAACAAGCUCUCGAUUAUGACAACAACGGGGAGUACGUGUGCCGAUGGGUUCCAGAGUUGGGCGCUAUAAGAGGGGCAGACAUUCACACGCCCUGGAACCUGAGCUCUGCUACACUGUCACACUCUGGUGUGUCGCUCGGUGAGACUUACCCAAACCCCAUUGUCACGGCGCCUGAAUGGAGUCGACACUUUAGCAAGAAACCGGGCGGUGCAGGACCAUUGCCAAGAGGAAAGAAAGGCCCGUCUCACACUCCCAAGCAGCAUCGAGAUAAAGGCAUCGACUUCUAUUUCUCCAGAAGUAAAAACCUGUGAGAUGUCUUACUGCAGAGGAUGGACGGUCCUUCAAUCUUGCAAAUUCAGAGUUGCAUGUGCUGUAAAUGUUUACACAGUUACAUAGGGAAGUUGUCUGAAGAGAAUGUUUAUUUGUUUGCUACUGAAAGCUGAACUGAUACUAUCAAGCCUUGCAAAAGCAUUCACACCCCUCGAACUUUUUCACAUGAAUGUAUUUUAUUUGGAUUUGUGUUGACAAACUAACACAAAGAUUUGCUUAAAAUAGGAGAUCUGAAAAAUGUGGUAGUUAGCUUCGUUUACACAUCUGCCACUAAAUCCAGUGCCAUUGCUUUUAGAUUCCCCAAGAUUUCAACAUUUUGCGGAGCCCUGUCGAUUGGGAAACGUACAAAGACGUAGAUGUCCACCUAAACUGACAGGCCUGAGAAGGAGAGCAUUACUUAGAGAAGCAGCAAAAUACUCCUGAGAGCUUUGGGGGAGCUGCACAGAAUUGCUCUUCAUGUGGGAAAAGUUGUUGCCAGUACAAGUGUUACUCGUUUACUCCACAAAUCGGAUUGUCGCUGAAGCAUUUUAAGAAAAAGGCUAUUGAAAGAAAUCCAAAAGAGGUCCCAGUUGCAGUUUCCCACAAGCCAUGUAGUAAAAGAAGACACCAAGGUUGAAUAAGACGAACAUUGAACCUUUUGGCUGAUGUGCACAUCACUCUGAACAUAAUAGCCUGAUGGUGGAAAAGGGUAGUUACUGCGUCAUGCAAUGGGGAAGAUUUUCUUUAGCAACAACUUUGUGAUUGGAAGAUGGAUGUAGUCAAAAAUGGGGCAGUCCGAGAAUACAGCCUGUUAGAGGCUUCAAAAGACUUGUGUGGGAGGUUCAACUUCCUUUAGAACAUUUACACCAAGCAAACAGCCAGAAUACAAAAGGAUUUUUUUAGAUUCAAAGAAAUCAAUUAGUUAUAAAGGCCAAGUCAAAGUCCAGAUAGAUUAAAAUCCAAUCUAAAGAAUCUGUAACAUGGCUUGAACGUUGACGUGCACAUCUGCUCUCCAUCCAGUCUGAGCUGAAGCAGAAUGGGUAGAACUUUACAAAUCUCCUCUAGAUAUAACUUAGUACUUGCAGCUGCAGUUACAAUAAAAUAUAAUUCUACAAAAUAUCUCCUCGGGAAGGGCUGAAUGAAAAUGCAUGCCAUGAUUCUCAGAAUUGUGUUAGCCCACCACAUAAAAUACAUUUUUGCUUGUCAUGUGACAGAGUGAAAUAGUCCAAGGCAUAAAUACUUUUGCAAGACACUUCAUGUGCCUUAUAAACUCUUUUCAGAGUCUCAGCUUCACUUCCUGUUCUGGGCAGCUGAACCACUGAGAACUUUUCUCGUUUUUAUUUUUCAUCCCUCUUGUCGCCAUGACUGUUACAACCAGGUGGACAUGCAAUACGGAUUAUUUUAUCUACCUGAUUUUGACGCUGCAAUAUCUUUAUUUGAAUGAAUCUGGAUAAUAAAGUUAGUUUGUCAAAACUCCA